UUUCGCUAAAACAUGUUUAUUGAACUCUAUUAGUGUUUAGUGGGUUGCCUAAAAAUCUGGGCUUAUAAUGUUGACAGUUUUGUUAUCUUAUUGCGUCGCCUGUCCAAAUCGGCAAGGUCAGAAUAGACUUUAACCCAUGACAGACAGCCAGGUGCUCUGGUGAGAUGUGGGUGCAAAUGCUUUGACUGGUUGUUGAAUACAGGAAGUGCCCUUUUCAAAAUGACCACCAGGCUGCUGUGCAGAUGGGUGCGAAUAUUUUCUCGCUGCCCUCAGGCUGCCACAGCCUCAGCCCAACUACAGACCUCCACAGUCCACCAGACAGGGCCAGUGUGCCUGAUGUCCCUGUCUUGGACCCGACCUUCUGCUAGGCACCUCUGUCAGGGCAAUGAACUGGCUAGGAUGGAGGAGACGGCAUUUCCGUAUGACCAAACGCAACUAGUCGGACUUGUAGAAAAGGCAUCCACCGCAGAGGAAGUGCUUCAGUUGUGGGCAGAGCACGGCGGAUCUGCCAGCGAUGCUGCCAGGUGUCUGGUCCAGCUGAACCUGCGGGUCAUGGAGAAGGGUGGCGAAGGAAUCCUGCAGGAUCCACGCUGCGAGAGCAUGCUGGAGACUGUACAAUCUCAGGUGUCCUCAGUGUGGAAUGGAUCUCUGGUGGGUCUUCUACGUGCUCUCACUAUGUUGGGUCUCCCUUCUGAUGCCCCUCUACUCCACUCCAUCCAGAAUGAAGUGCUCUGGAGGAUCCGGCGCCUCACGUACCGUCACCUGGCCUACCUGGUGGACUGGGUAGCCUUUCAGCGAAGACGAGGGUAUGAAAAUGAAGCUCUUACCACAGCCCUGCUGAAACAACUGGAGCUGCGCUGGACAGAGCUGUGUGACAGUCGUACCAUCAGCAUUCUCAUGGGCCGCGCUUCGCUUUUCUCCCGCUCUCUCAUGGACAAACUGGAGGACAAAGCUCUGGAGUUGGCAGAGAGCUUCAGCGCAGAGGAUAUCCGGAGAGUGGCAUUUGCACUGGCCUCCCAAAACAGACGGGCCGUUCCUUUGUUACGUGCUCUCUCAUACCACCUGAACCAGAAACCCUCUUUUGAACUGAAAACACCAUUGCUGCUUGACAUUGCAUAUGUUUAUGGCAAGCUGAAUUUUCAUCAGACACAAGUGCUCCAGAGAAUUGCGGCAGAGCUAUUGCCUAGGUUAUCAGAACUGAGUUCCCUCGACGUAACCCGCUGUGCCAAGUCUCUAGCCUUUCUCAAGUGGCUGCACUUGCCUCUAUUUGAAGGUUUUGCUCAGCACUAUGUGAGUAAUAGUAAAAACUACAGCACUCUGCAGGUGUGUAAUCUCCUCAUAUCUUUUGCCAAACUCAACUUCCAACUCGGCAAAGGAGAGGAGUUUUACCAAAAGAUACACAAAGCCUUGGAAGGUUCCUUUCAGAAUUUAGAGCCUUUCCUGAAAACAGACGUGGUCUGGUCGCUGUGUGUGCUAAACCAGGCCAAUCCUGAUUAUAUCUCCUCUGUUACGAAGUAUGACUUUCAUAAGAAACUUACAGGUGGCAUUGUGGAUCGGACGGAGAGCUAUCGACUGAAAUUGCUGCAUAUCUCUGCCUUUGCUCAGCUGGAGCCUAUAGGAAUCACUAUUGAAUCCCCAGCUGUGCUGCUGCUAGCUCCCCAGGGCAAAGUGGGGGUCAGCACACCUCUGCAAAGCAGCCUACACACAGCCCUCCAGAGCCUGACCAACAGCCGGACACAGGCCCUCCGCACUGCUGUCAAAACCAUAUACGGCUGGACAAUAGAUGGAGAACUUGUGGUAGAUUCAGAAAAUAAACCUAUUGAUUUGGAGAACCUGGAAGCCCCUCAUGUACCUGGAGGCGGUGGACGUGAUGCCUUACCUGCAGGGGCUCGACGAAUAGCAUUUGUGGCCUGGGAGUUUCCUAACUUUUGUCUCAGGAGCAAGGAUCUUCUGGGCCGCUUUGCCAUGCAGAAACGCCACCUACAGCUGGCUGGGUUUAUAGUGGUGGAGGUGCCGUACUUUGAAUGGCUGGAGCUUAAGUCCGACUGGCAGAAAGUGGCUUACUUGAAAGACAAAUUAGGGAAGGCAGUGGCUGAGGACAUGGCUAAAUGAGCCAUCAAGCCUGUCAAUAACUUUAAGUGCUUUUGACACAGGCUGCUCAUAGACAUUAACAGCCCCAGACAAUAACAUGACUUUCAGGUGAGGGAGUGACAGAGAUAUUGAGUACUGCAUAUACACACACAACAAAGAGAUCGUUGCAGCAUUCUCAAUUCCCAUGAUCCACCCGAACAUCAGAGUGGAAAUCAAAUGCAUCUGGGAGCUGUGAUCAAUCUCUGCAGGAACAGAAAGCAGAGCCUCCAGAAAUCAGCAGAUGCUCAGAAGCAACAGAGUCGUGUAUCCGCUGCCUUCCCAAAAAAGAAACUCUGAGCCAAAGAGCUCGGCGAAUGUUGUGAAAUGAAAGCGUGAGUGAUCUGAAGGGCAUGAGCAAUGUUCACCACAGGGGAAAACAACUAAAUGGUCAGACCAUGUCCUCAAAAACAACUGGAUGUUCAUACACUCAGCUUCCACUUAUAAUAAAUGCAUACACCUUCUGUUUUAAUGCAGUUGCCUAGACAACACAUAUUAUGGUGAAAGGGAUUGAGAGUUCAGUAGCUAAAGAUUUAUUUACACUUAGAAAGCAUAUCUGUAUAUUUGCGAAUAUGCUUGAUUUAAUUAAAAAUAUGUAAAACAAGGCAGUAUGUAAGAAUACAGAUUGGAUUUUAAUAAAUAUUUCCUUUAAAUAUUUAUUUUGGAAAGAUUGUCAUUGCAUUCUGGUAUGUUUAGACCUAGUUGCAGACCUGUUAUUUGCUGUCAGGUAAGCCUGAAGUGCAUACUCUUAUUAGUCUUUAUGGAGAACAGAUGUUCCUGUUGAAAUCUUGAAAGAUUUUGUGCAGAGAAUGGAUUUUCUUCAAUUAAGACUUUCAUCUCCAUGUUUGCAAUGUGUUGUGAAUAAAAUUGAAUCUCGUAUUUUCAUCAAAAAGCAUAUGGUGACUCAUGGCUGUAUUUUGCAGAAUGUGUUUUGCUAAUGUUGGCUGUCUUGUCUGCAGUCAUGCUGUGAUGUUCUAUAUCUUAAAAUAUUUUGUGUAAAGAGCAUAGAAGUCUGAUGAAAUGUGUACUGAUCUUAAUUUAUUUUUCUAUUCUGCUACUAUGGUUUAAAACUUCAUAGACACUGAGUUAUGGUUAGUGGUGCUGAGCAAAUGUCCUGACGUAUCAGAAUUUAAUAAACAUCUUUUUAAUAA
This is a messenger RNA of Cyprinus carpio (common carp), 3278 nucleotides long. Its product is annotated as FAST kinase domain-containing protein 4-like. Lineage: Eukaryota; Metazoa; Chordata; Actinopteri; Cypriniformes; Cyprinidae. Bases 220 to 2112 code for a protein of 630 amino acids. Gene Ontology annotation, cellular component: ribonucleoprotein granule; mitochondrial matrix. Gene Ontology annotation, molecular function: RNA binding. Gene Ontology annotation, biological process: regulation of mitochondrial mRNA stability; mitochondrial RNA processing. The record is from RefSeq and is a predicted model, not a curated record. The transcript has 12 exons.